AUGCACGCAACCUUCCUAAACAUCGAUGUCGACCGCAAGCCCUCCUGCGGUAACCAGUACCAGGGGCAGCCCAAAAACAAAGCAUCCCCAGCGACCGCGGACACAGCGAGAUCCCGAAAUGACCUGGAAGUGAUAUUCAACACUGUGGCCAAUCGUUGGGGUCUGGAGCGGACCAGCCUCAUUCUCACGCCUGAAAAGGACAUCAAGUUCGCGAGGGCCGUGAAAAGAAUGGCCAAAUUAGGAAUCCCUUUCGAACAGGUUAUCGCUCGUUCUAACCAAUCGAUCCUGCGACGGCUAACGUGGGGACGUGGGAAGCGUGGACCGCCUAAUUUCUCGGACAUAGAUCUCAAUAAGAUCCUCCUCAAUGCUCCUGACGCCGUGGACGUUGCUGCAGAGGAAGCUUCGCGCCAAUGGAAUGAUCCGUGCUGCCAUUUACUACCCCGAAAAAUCUUCCAGGCGUCAACUGCGACUCCUAAAGCCCCUUUGGCGGACGCACAGCAGCGACUGGAAGUGAACGAGGCAACCUCCGGCGCAGCCCCAAUCCGGAGGUUGAAAGCGAUACAGCCGCUCAUAUCCCUCGUUGAAGACAGAGCUAUUGCUGAUGUGGGAAUUGCUCAAUCCGCCGUCCCACCCAAAGCCCAAGGAGCUACAACCUCUCUCACCUCUCGCACUGGCAUCGCCAAGGACGAAUCGUACUCGAAAGAAGUUUGCGAGGAAGGGUUUUGGAAGGAUUUGGAAUUUGAAGUCAGCGUGAUUCUAGGAUCCGAAGAAGCUGGGAAGCUCUUCAUCAAACAUCUCCAGGAACGUCUCCUUGAUGCUUCAGACGACAUGACGGCGGAAGCCAUUGCACGAGCCGAUUCAAUGUCUGGCGGCGCUGGCGGCCCAUCCGAUGUUCUUGCUGGUAGCUAA
Molecule: messenger RNA, 909 nt
Organism: Aspergillus glaucus CBS 516.65
Lineage: Eukaryota; Fungi; Ascomycota; Eurotiomycetes; Eurotiales; Aspergillaceae
Exons: 3
Coding region: 1-909 (302 amino acids)
Source: RefSeq, a predicted model, not a curated record